Molecule: messenger RNA, 1032 nt
Organism: Funneliformis mosseae
Lineage: Eukaryota; Fungi; Glomeromycota; Glomeromycetes; Glomerales; Glomeraceae
Source: the annotation of a GenBank genome assembly
AUGUUAAAAAAUACACUGGACAAAAAGUUUAAGUUAGCAAGAGAUACCUUUCUCCAAUUUAUUGAGCAGGAUACCAUAAAAGAGAAUAUAACAGAAGAGGGUACAGCUAAAAAUAAAUCAAAGCAAUCAAUAGAAAAGUAUACAAAGAUUGUAGUUUUAAGUGGCGUAUCACUUGAAAAAUUUCGCGAGUUACAUAUAGAAGCGAGAAAGUUUAAAGUUUACAUCCGUUUAGUUAAAGGUGAAGUAAUCAUUUAUGAAAUGCCUAGUCCUCCCCAUUCAUUCGUAGCUGGAUAUUUGACUCGUUUGAUAGGAAAUUGGAGCAACUAUCUUGAAAUUAGUUCGGAACUAGAUAUGACUGUUAGUCGUAACACUCAGUAUAUUUCUAACGUCAUAGUUGAACCUUGGCCACCUUGGCAACCUGGACAACAACAGUGUACACCUGCACCUGGACGCGUACCACAACCAAGAAUGAUUAUAGAAGUGGGAAGAUAUGAGUCUAUUGGAAGUUUGCAUUCUUUGUCGAGUGAAUAUUUUUCCGAUUCUGCACAAACCAGAUUAAUUCAAGUUUAUUUAUCAAUUAAAAUAUUUAAUCGUCGGUCAGAUGGUACCGUUGCGAUGGUCGCGAUGCUUUAUUUGCGUAAUAACCAGAUUCCUACAACUGUUCCUACACAAACCCGACCAAACGUACGUAUGACAACAAUACGAAACACGAUACCAAAUCUCAUAAUUUCGUUCGGAACAGCACCUCUUCAACAAGAAUCAAUAGAUAUCAUUAAUAGUACCGGAGUACGACGUUAUAGAAUCAAUGGCCUCCUUCAGCCUAAUGACACUGCUUGUACGAAUCCCGGAAUGCAAAAUUAUCAGAUUGAUAUACCAUCAAAUUUACUUUUCAAUAGUUUUCCUGGAGGUGUGCCCUGGGGAACACCAAAUAACUUCACCAUAGAUCUCUGGGAGGUUCAGCGACGAAUUUUGGAUCGUCUGGUGAGUGUUGCUUUCAUGCUUUGCUAUUACAUUAUUACUGAUAAUUCCUAA